Messenger RNA from Entelurus aequoreus (snake pipefish), 2476 nucleotides. It is a transcript of the gene pts, whose product is annotated as 6-pyruvoyltetrahydropterin synthase. The record is from RefSeq and is a predicted model, not a curated record. The transcript has 6 exons. Lineage: Eukaryota; Metazoa; Chordata; Actinopteri; Syngnathiformes; Syngnathidae. Gene Ontology annotation, molecular function: 6-pyruvoyltetrahydropterin synthase activity. Gene Ontology annotation, cellular component: mitochondrion. Gene Ontology annotation, biological process: tetrahydrobiopterin biosynthetic process. Bases 156 to 575 code for a protein of 139 amino acids.
GAGAUGUCAUGUGAGCGCUUUUGUACGCCCUGUUUUUAAACCAAUGGCUGUGUGAGUCAUGAGCGGCCCGGAGCUCCAGCAAAAGCCUUUAUUAUCCGCCGCCACUGAUUCCUCUCCCCACUACACGACACGCUGCGACCGUGGCUGGCUCCGCCAUGGAGGAGCGCGUCGGAUACAUCACCCGCGUCCAGAGCUUCAGCGCCUGUCACCGUCUUCAUAGCAUUCACCUUAGCGAUGAAGAAAAUAAAAGAGUCUAUGGGAAAUGCAACAAUCCAAAUGGCCAUGGACACAACUACAAAGUUGAGAUAACCGUGCGUGGGAAGAUUGAUAAUAUCACCGGUAUGGUAAUUAACCUGACAGACUUGAAGAGGUCGAUAGAGGAAGUCAUCAUGAAUUCACUUGAUCAUAAGAACCUAGAUAAGGACGUCCCAUACUUUGCCAAUCUUGUCAGCACAACUGAAAACCUGGCUGUUUACAUAUGGGACAGCAUGGCCGAAGCCCUCGCACCGAAAAAUCUCUAUGAAAUAAAAAUUCAUGAGACAGAUAAGAACAUUGUUACAUACAGGGGUGAAUAAUAAACAUACAAAAGUGAUGUUUAUAAACUACAAAAAUGGAAUGGCUGUGUACUAUACAUUUUAAUUUUUUGCUCGACAGGUACAGAUGUCUUUAGUCUGGUAAUGUUUGCAAGAUGGUAUAGUCCUAUUGUUACUUUUAUUUCAAAGAUAAUUUAAAGAGAUAAGAUAAUACUGUAAAAUAAAUUGUUGAUCAGUGAUUUUCGACCUCUUGACUGAAAUUGAAAAUAUAUUGUUAAAUUUAAACUGUAUUGUCUCGAUUGUUGUUAUUUUAGAACAACACAAGAUCCAUUAACCAGUCAUGAACGUAUGUAAUAACCACUUUGUUUUGAGUUAUGAAUAAAACAAAAAGACAUUUACAGCAGGGGUCUCAAACUCAAUUUACCUGGCGGUCGCCAGAGGUAGAGGCUGGGCCGCACAAAGUGUUCUGAACCUAGUGACUAAAUGUGUGAACUACUUCUACCAGCAGGUAUGGUGUCUCAGACCCAUAAUAGGCUUUAAAUUAUUAUAAAAUUCAAAUUGAUUAUAAAUAUUGGAUAUUUGCACACUGUUAAAUUCCCCAAGAGGUGGUCAGAGAAACUUAUGUUUGCUUAUAGGAAGUUGCUCUUUGCUGUGCUCAAUGUGUGUUUGUUUCACUGUAAUUUUUGUGUUUGCAUUGUUUUUUAUAGUGGGAUUCGAGAUUGCAACAAUGUAUUUAACUACUAACCACCCAGGAUGUGUAGGCCGCAAUUACGCCAAACCAGGGGUGUCAAACUUGUUUUCAUUGAGGGCCACAACGCAGUUAUGUAAAUGUGAAUAAUAUAAGAAUAUAAAUGUAUCCGGAUUCACCUAAUGAUAUUGUAACACAAUUCCCGAAGCAUUUGAUUAUUAUUUAUUUUUUUACAUACACUGUAGAAAAAAAAUCUAUAUUUUAAAUUGGCAGCUCAGUCGCCAAAAUGUUAUUGUAAAAUUGUUAUGGCUUAUUAAUGUCAACUAAAAAAAUUGACAUUGUUUUUUACGGUAUAAUUCUGGCGAAGCUGCCAGGUUGUUGGGUUAUUUUUACCGUAAAAUCUAUGGUUGUUGUUUUUACAGUGUAUUACUGUAAAUGUAAAACGGUACCACUUAUUUUUUUACCGAAAAUUCUACUUUCAGUUUUACAGUGUAUAAUUUGAUGGAUAACUUUGAACUAGCUUUGAAAUCAUAAGUCAAGCAAAUAUUUUAGUAUUUGUUUUCAUUUUAACAAAAAAAUAUUUGAAUUUUUUAUUUAUUUUGCAUCAUUAGACAACAUAAUACUUUAAAAUUGGUUACAUUACAUAUAUGUAUUUUUUCUGUCAAAAUUAAGAUAGACAAUAAAGUACUUUAUUGAGGCUUAUUAUUUCCAGGCUCUCGCGGGCCAUAUAAAAUGAUGUGGCGGGUCAGACCUGGCAACCGGGCCUUGAGUUUGACACCUGUGCACUAAACUAUGACAUUAGGUUGAGAGAUACAAAAUAUGGGCCUGCGGGACGCAAAUGGCCCAUAUGGCCGCAAGUUUGAGUCUGCGGAUUUACAGUAUGUUUCACUGGGCAUUCAUGCUUUACAAACCCUCUUGUCUUGUGCGCUCUGCCUCUUAUAAGCUAACAGGUGGACUUCCAAAAAAAAUGUUUAUUUUCAGUAUAACUGAGUUAGUAUGUAUUCUAUGUAUUAACAUACAUAGAAUUGCAUUGCAUAUAUAUAGUUGUUUGAUAUUGUAUUGUUUUUCAAGCAAUAUUUAUUAUAUAAAUGUUUUUUUUUUUUUUAAAAGGCAUGUUACAUGUUGAAAUUGUGCUGUUUUGGGGGUAAAGCGCCGAUUACAUUAUUUUCAAUUUAUUUAAUGGCCGACUUUGAUUUGAGGUAUGAGUUAGGUCAGGAGUUUUCAACUUUUUUAAGGACCCCACAAACUGUUGGAG